Molecule: messenger RNA, 2463 nt
Organism: Sabethes cyaneus
Lineage: Eukaryota; Metazoa; Arthropoda; Insecta; Diptera; Culicidae
Gene: Wdr24
Product: GATOR complex protein WDR24
Exons: 3
Coding region: 19-2418 (799 amino acids)
Biological process (GO): positive regulation of TOR signaling
Molecular function (GO): protein binding
Source: RefSeq, a predicted model, not a curated record
UCCGUGAUUUUUUCGAAAAUGAAUGACGACCGGACAAACUCGAUUCGCAUUUGCCAGGAUGGCCACGCAAAUGCACUCGCACUGAAUCGCGAGUGCACCCAAAUUGCGGUAGCUGGUAGAAGUCUGUUAAAGGUAUUUUCUAUUGAGAACGAUGGUUUCACGGAAGUUUGUAAUAUGCGCGGGGGGAAGAAUCAAAACCUCAGUUAUUCGUCGAAUGAUGUUGCUUGGAGUGCACUGGAUUCUAAUAUCCUGGCGACGGCGGCCACUAACGGUGUAGUUUCGGUGUGGGAUCUAUCUAAGUUUGGUCGGCAGAAGCAACUGCUGGUUUACAACGAGCAUGAAAGAACCGCUCAUUCGGUGGCAUUUCACAAUACGGAAUCCAACUUGUUGAUUUCUGGUUCGCAGGAUGGGACAAUUAAAUGUUUUGAUUUACGGUCCGACAAAACGGCCAUUAACACCUACUUUAGUAACUCGGAAAGCGUACGGGACGUUAAGUUUAGUCCACAUGCACCGAAUACUUUUGCUGCGGUGUCCGAGAACGGAACGGUUCAACUGUGGGACAUCAGGAAAAACGAUCGAUGCACGUCCCAAUUCACGGCACACAGUGGUCCGAUUUAUACGUGUGAUUGGCAUCCGCAGCAACAGUGGUUGGCGACGGGCAGCAGAGAUAAACAAAUUAAGAUUUGGAAUACAAAUCCCAAGAAUUCAUCGUUGGAAAACCCAAAAAAUGUUUCACUUGAGUACAGCAUUCACACGAUUGCUGUUGUCGGAAGGGUCCGUUGGCGACCGGACAAGAUGUAUCACAUCGCUAGUUGUGCCCUGGUGGUAGACUACAGUAUCUAUAUCUGGGAUGUUCGUAGACCAUUCAUCCCAUAUGCUUCUUUCAACGAGCACUCGAAUGUGACCACCGGAAUCGCUUUCAAGGGGAAUGAUUCUCACAUUCUGUUGUCCACCAGUAAAGACUCCACUAUAUACAAACAUGUUUUCAAAGAUGCUGCCAGACCAGCUUUAAAGGCAAACCCUCAGGGAGCAAACUUUAACUAUAAAGGUGAUUUACUUUAUGCCUACAAGAUGAAGUUGAUUGGACCACCUGCUCCGGUGCAUAAAACAAGCAUUCUAGGAAGUCGUCAAAAAACGCCUCCAUCAACCGAUCAGUUUCACCUGGCGAAAUCUAGUUUAUACCAUUUUAUAACAAAAUUAGCAUCACAAAACUCUAAAGACGUAACGAAAACAUCCCUGCUUAAAGAUUACCAAGCUUUGAAGGGCUGUGCAAGAGAGUACAUUUUGAAUGGGGCUUCGUUGGCAGAGAUCUGCGCCCAUAAUGCAGCUAUCGCCAAAAAAUAUGGUAAAACAAAUGUUAGCUUCCUGUGGAAUUUCAUCAGUCAAUUGUAUGCGUACAGUUCGAUGGCAAGUUUAAAGUUAGAGCAGCGCAACUCUAAUGCAAGCCAGAGUCAUUCGAAUCGAUUGAUGGCCCAAAACUCAAACCAAUCGAGCAGUGGUCGGAUGGGUGAUGAUAAAGGAGGCAGUAAUCCCAAUCUCGGAAAUGCUAUCCAACCGCAGGGCAGUACAGACGAAUUCCAUGAUUUUCUACAUCCAAAAGGCGAAGCAAAUAGUUUGCUUCCCGGGAAAGGACAGCUGCUUUCCGUCGACAUCGAACCCAACUUUAGCGAUUUUGUAUUCGGCGAAACGGAGUUAACCUUCGAUAACGUGAACUGCAUCAAAGGUUUCCGUGAUGGAUUCCUUUAUACUGGGCCACAUGAUUUGAUUAAGGAUUACACGUUUCCCUCGUCGAAUCUGAUGAACGCGCAUGAUCUCCAGGCGCGCCCUAGGAAAGAACACCGUGCCGAUAGUGCACCGGAACACUCACCACCGCCCAAUCCUCCCUCGUUUCUGAAAAUCUGUGACAACAAUCAAUCGAACCCUCCCCUUUGGGAGCCACAUCAAGUUUUAGCGGACUGCCUCACUCUGCAGACAGAAAUAGGAGACGUACAAACUGCAACUUGCAUUCUGAUAGCUCUAGGGGAUCGACGCCACAGUCUGCAAAUCGAUGAAAUUGUCCAUGAAAACUGGUUACUUUCGUAUGUAGAACUGCUUCACAGGCAUCAGUUGUGGAACGAAGCCACACAGAUCAUUAACCUUAGCUGGAUUCGCUCGGUGUCGGACAUGAAUCAGCAAUCUACCACGAUGCACACCAAUUGUGGCGACUGUGGACGACCGCUGCUGAAUGCGGUCGGUUGGUACUGCUCGAAGUGCCGCUCGGUGCAGAGUUCCAAGUGCAGUGUUUGCAACGGGGUCGUGCGCGGACUGUAUGCCUGGUGUCAGGGGUGUUCGCACGGGGGACACCUGGAACAUCUGAAGGAGUGGUUUAGCCUUAACCCCAAAUGCCCUAAGUGUGGUCAUCUGUGCGAGUACGAAUAGGAUUCGAUGGUGGCAGGUGCUGCUGUUAAAGGUAAUUGUAAUAUA